Messenger RNA from Trypanosoma conorhini, 2313 nucleotides. Its product is annotated as putative ATP dependent DEAD-box helicase. The record is from RefSeq and is a predicted model, not a curated record. The coding region runs from base 1 to 2313 and encodes 770 amino acids. The transcript has a single exon. NCBI's taxonomy places the organism in Eukaryota, Euglenozoa, Kinetoplastea, Trypanosomatida, Trypanosomatidae.
AUGAGGCACAACAUGCGUCGGGUACGUCAACCUUUCGGCGCAACGUAUUGUGGCGGGUGCGUGCCUUCGAUUCGUGUUGUCAUUCGUCGUGUGAUUCAGUCCAGCCAGGGCAAGGGCCUGCGUAGUGUUCUGGAUCAGUACGAGGAUUUUAAACUGGUGCAGCAACUCCGCAAGAACGAAAAGGGGAACUACUAUCGUUACCAGCAGAAAUUGUGGCCUUCAACGGAGGCGUUGGAGCGGUCCAUGACGGAGCGACUCUACAGCUCUACGGAGCGUUCGCCCCUAAUGCUGCUACCACAACCAAAGCGGGCAUCUUCCAAUCGCACGCUUGUUAUCGAAGGACAUGGUGCAACGGCGCUGCUAGAAGCUGCGGAGGCGACGUUUGCGCACGAUGCUCACGCAACGGUGGAUGGGACCGCAACAUUAACAGCUCCUUUUGAUAGCGUGGAUGAAAUGCUCGCUGCGCAGCUGUGCGCCGACCAGCAAAAGGGCAUGGAAAGCAAGAUCAUUACCGAUGCCGAUUUAGAAGGCACGGUGCUAGAAUCCUCUCGUGAGCGUGCUAGACAUGUCAUUGAAGAGGAUCUUGCGGUUAACGAUUUGGUAAACUCCCCGUCAUCGGCUUCUCCAGCAGCACUGAUCUCGGGUCGCAAGUUGCCGUCUGCGAAAGACGAGGGAGGUGUAGCGUGGUUCUCUCUUGGAAUGGACGCGGUGCUGAGUGACAGGGCGCUCGCCAAGUAUGGCCCAGCUCCUACACGUCUUCAGUGUCGUCUGCUCCCGGCGCUUCUGCACGAGGAUCACAAUGAUGUUCUCUUUAAUGGGGUCACUGGAAGUGGCAAGACAAGUGGUCUCCUUCUUGCCUUACUGCAGUGCGUUCGAGCCGAAGCAGCGGGUCUCAACGUAUUUGUGGCAAAGGAUGAGCUAACGGCGUUGUAUGCGUACAAUCAGCUUCGAGCGCUUUGUGGUCCUUCGGGAGGAACAGUGGUGGACCGUCCGCGAGAUGAUUGGUCGUGGAUGUAUCUAGGGGCUCAUCGAGGUAGUUACGUGACCUACUACCGUGCGCUUCGGCGUUCACUGCAAAGUGCGCAUGGCCCGGUGCGCAUAUUCAUUACAACCGCAGAUACAAUGUGUGAGUUAUUGUUUGAAAAAAAAAUGGAAUUUGAGGCCUUUGGUUACUUGAGGCGUGUGUACGUCGAUGAUGUUGGCGUGCAAAUACCCAUGUUGACGCCUACUGCUCCUGUGGCGGAGGUGCGGGAGCGCUUGAGGAACCCACUGGCAUGCGAGUUGCUCUUGGGAACACUGCAUCAACUUCCAGGGCCGCACAUUCGUUCCAUCUUGCAGCUUGGGCUUGUAUCGUCUGACAUGGAUGAGCGUCUCAAGGAUCAUUUAAAAGCACUCUGUGUAAAACUUGAGCGUCACACCAUUGUUCUCUCUUCUGUGCGUGUUCCUUCCACAAUUCACUGUCUUUUCAGCUUUUAUUUGUACCACGAGGACGUGUACGAGUAUCUCGUAAAACUAAUUUGGAAUGCCCGGAGCACCAUCCCCGGACGUGCCGUGAUAUUCAUUCGCUACGAGGAUGAUCUCUUGCAGGUGCGAGCAAAACUGCGGGGUCUUGGCAUGAAUGCCAAACUUUUUUCGGAGGUGUACCAUAAUGGCGAGUUUUCUGAGAAGUGGAAGUUUCUGCUUCUUCGGGAGUCUGAGGCGUUUGGCAUUGACAUACCUCUUGUCUCCCACGUGUUUAUCACCUUUUGUCCCCGUGCGGCAUACUCCUUUCAGCACAUGUGUGGACGCACGGGGCGGCUGGGCAACCUUGGCUGGGCCUACACCGUCACCGACAAGCGUGACGCCAGACGUGUGCGGGAGAUUGCCUCUCAGUUAGACGUGGAUUUUUGUAGUCACGUUGUCGAUGCCCAACUCGCACAGGUUGCUGCGAAGGAUGUUGACCGUCAAACCAAGGAAUACGAGUUAUACGGUCUUGAUCCUCAGUACGCGGUGAGGCAGCACUAUAUUGUGCAGAGUGAGAAUCCCGAUAUGGCGUACCGAAGCCGCGAGUUCUUCAGCAGGCCCGCCAAGAGGCAAUUUCAGUUGGAGCAGUACACACCAACCUCCGUCCUGCACCGUCGCUUUGUUAACGCGAAAAAGCUUGCCGCGGAUGUCAAUCGCGAUCCAAGCGUGACGGUGUCACUCCAGAAACAGGGCAUGCUUGACCAAAAGUUGCGACCAACCAAGCGGCUGAAAUUUCUUCUUAAUAAAAAAAGCCGUAGGUACGGCACAUCUCUUUACAGUGGGAAGGAAAGCAGAUCUGACAGCAGAUGA